This is a messenger RNA of Fusarium venenatum, 1020 nucleotides long. RefSeq lists its product as uncharacterized. Gene Ontology annotation, molecular function: chitin binding. Lineage: Eukaryota; Fungi; Ascomycota; Sordariomycetes; Hypocreales; Nectriaceae. The record is from RefSeq and is a predicted model, not a curated record.
AUGGAGUUCUCUUUACUGUGUUUGUUGUGUGUAUUGACGCCAGUAAUGGCCUCGUUCCCUGGAGGCUUUGAGCUCUCAAAUUCUCUCCUCCUCUCGCGCGCAGAUAACCCCGUUAGCAAAGACGGCAACUGUGGCUCUAAUUCCGAUUUCAAUGCAACAUGCCUCACAUCCACUUUUGGUAACUGCUGUUCUGAAAAAGGGUUCUGCGGCAAGACUGUGGCAUACUGCGCCGAGGGCUGCCAAAGUGUGUUUGGUACCUGUGGAACAGGUAGUGGGCAGCUUGUUAGUACCUCAGGAUCUUGCGGUGCGACAUCCUCUAGCAACAUUACAUGUCAAGGAAGCGAGUUUGGAAACUGCUGCUCUGAGAAGGGCUACUGUGGCAAGACUUCGACGUAUUGUGGUGCUGGGUGCCAAAGCGGGUUCGGUACUUGUGAAUCCGAUGAUGAGUCCUCUUCGGUUACUACAGCCACUACAGCAACUCGUGAGACUUCAACCUCGAUAGCAGCAUCAGAAACGAGCCUUGGUGCUAUCUCUGUUGAUGGUAACUGCGGAUCCAAUUCAAACAUCAGCGCCAUCUGCGAAGGCAGCGAGUUUGGUGAUUGCUGUUCGGAAAAGGGAUACUGUGGCGGAAGCUCGAACUAUUGCGGAGCGGGCUGCCAAUCUGAAUUCGGUUCCUGCGAUUCGACAAGCUCAUCAGCAAGUCCAUCAUCUAGCUCAGACCCGACAAGCUCACCACUAAGCUCAGACUCGACAAGCUCGUCGACAGGUUCCCUCAGCACCGGUGCCACGGCUGGGAUCGCGAUCGGGUCUGUUAUUGGUGGCCUCGGAUUGAUAGGCCUUCUAGCCUGGUUUUUGAUACGGAGGAAGAACCGAAAGCCGAUAUCACCAGUGAUGGAAGUUGGUGAGGAGAAACCCGACAAUGCGCCGAGGUAUGAGCUGAAAGGGGAGAAUCAUGCUGAGUUAGAUGGAGGAGGGACUCCUGCUGAGUUGCCUGGUGAUUAUGAGAGUUACAGGAGAUAG